This is a messenger RNA of Naegleria fowleri, 864 nucleotides long. RefSeq lists its product as uncharacterized. Gene Ontology annotation, biological process: protein insertion into mitochondrial inner membrane. The record is from RefSeq and is a predicted model, not a curated record. Gene Ontology annotation, molecular function: transmembrane protein transporter activity. Bases 1 to 864 code for a protein of 287 amino acids. Lineage: Eukaryota; Heterolobosea; Eutetramitea; Acrasida; Naegleriidae. The transcript has a single exon. Gene Ontology annotation, cellular component: TIM22 mitochondrial import inner membrane insertion complex.
AUGGCCAACAACGAUGACGGUAGCAACACAGAGUAUUUGAAUCCUCCGUCAUCUUUUUCAUCACCAAUGAUGAACAGCAGCAGCAACAACAACACCACCACCACCACCACGACGACCUCCUAUUAUUCACCACCUACCAUGUCCACGUUCAAUCCUCAUGAAAUUUAUUCGAAACAACAACCUUCACCGGUGAUGAUGAUGCACCAACAAGAACCAUCCAACUCUAUGUACAUAAACCUUCCUCCCAAUGCCAUUCCUUUUCAUCAUUCUUCCUCCUCUUCAGAUAAUAAUAUCCCAUCCUCCUCCUCCUCCUCUUUUCAACAACCACAACAAUCACAACAACGCAUCAUUCGACCUCCACCCAUGUCUCUCUUCCUAGAAGGAGCAGAUGCUGCUGAACAAAUUCAAAAACAAUUGACCAUUAAGAAAGCCAUUGAAACCAUGACAGAGUCUUGUCUUUCAAAAUCCGUAUUUGCAGCUGUUGCUGGUACUGUACUCGGAGGAGCCUUUGGUAUCAUUAGUACCAGUUUUACUCUCGAAUCUACUCUCAUGAAAACACCACAACAAAUCAUUCGGGAAGAACAAAUGACUUCCCGAGAGAAGAUUAGGGAAUACUUUAGAGAAACAAAAACAAGAAGUGUUUCAAUGGCCAAGUCAUUCGGAGCAGUCGGUGCUCUCUACAGUCUAUUUGAAUGUACUCUUGAAAAAGUACGAGCAAAGAAAGAUGUUAAGGGAAGUUUAAUGGCUGGAUGUUUAUCGGGAGCAGUAUUGGCAAGAAAGGCUGGUGUUGGAGCCAUGGUGUUUGGUUGCUUAUCAUUUAGUGCUUUCAGUGGUGCUAUUGAUUAUUUCACUGAAUAUUCAUAA